AUGGACGCUCACGCCCACCUCCUCUCGCUGGGCUGGGCAGGGCCAGGCCACGCGCUCGACUCGAAACCCUACAAGCAGAAAGGCCACCGGGGCCUCGCAUACGACCCCUCCCAGGCUUCCAACACAGGAAAUGGCCUAGUGAAACCACUCCUCGUCUCCCAACGGCAGGGACGUCUGGGGAUCGGGAAAAAGGCGCAUGAGCCCCAGGCCGGGAACGAGUGGUGGUUGAAGGGCUUCGAAAGUGCGUUAGGAAACAUCGGCAAGAGUGAGAGUGAGAGGAGCAGUGGCGCGUCGACGCCUGUGCCCAACUACACUGGGCGCAAACAUAGUGGUCUGUACAGCUUCUUUGUCAAGGGCCAGGAGAUGGCAGGCACGAUCGAUGAGAAUGGCGUGAUCACGAAUACGAAGAAGAGAAAGGCGGAGCUUUCGGACAAAGUAGACGAUUCGAACAGUGAACAGUCUACGACAAAGACCCCUUCGGAGUCGAAAAGGCUAAAGAAAUCCCCGCUGGCUGUUGAGUUCGAGCAGGUCUCCGAGUAUAUCGCUCUACGCGACAAGGGCGAGAAGCGCCGAGGACGGACAGAAAGGCCCAGCCCCGUGGAGGAAUUCCGGCAGGUGGGCGAGUACAUCCAGGCGCUAUCGCAGAGGGAGAGCAAGAAAAGGAAGCGACGGUCUGAUGAAGAGCCUGACGGAGCGGACACGGCUUCAGCCGACAUCAAAUUCCCCGAGGUUGUGGAAACAAAAGAUGAUAGGCGGGAGCGUCGGAGGCAGCGGAGGGAGGAGAAGGACAGGCUCCGCUCCGAGGAAGCCUCAGCAGCAGAAGGCCGUAAUGGCCGUCCAAAGCGUACUGAGCACGAGGAAGACGACCCCGCUGCGAAGGCUGCUCGGAAGGCCGAGCGCAAAAAGCGGAAAGCCGAGAAGGCAGCGAAGCUGUUAGUUGACUGA
Messenger RNA from Exophiala aquamarina CBS 119918, 945 nucleotides. RefSeq lists its product as uncharacterized. The record is from RefSeq and is a predicted model, not a curated record. Bases 1 to 945 code for a protein of 314 amino acids. NCBI's taxonomy places the organism in Eukaryota, Fungi, Ascomycota, Eurotiomycetes, Chaetothyriales, Herpotrichiellaceae. The transcript has a single exon.